GUUAAAGUUUCGCUAAAUUUAUUCUAGAAAUAGAAAAUAUACUUUAUAUAUUUUGAUGUAUUUAAAUCCCUUUAAAUACCCGACUUGCAUUUCUUCAAGCAGUCAAGCAAACAUACAGAAAAAAAAGAGGAAAACGCAGACUUUGCUUACGAAGAGACAUUUAACGCGCAAAAAGUGGUGAGAAUAAGAACAAGGGUGUAACAACUGAAAAUGGGUAAAGCGAAGAAAGGAAAGCGAUCCGGCAAGGAUGAGGAAAUGGAUAGUGAUGUUGAGGUAGAUGAUCAAGCUGUAGAGGAGCCUGUUAAGCCUAAGGGCAAGACGAAGGACAAGAAGAAGAAAAAGGCUGAUGAUUUAGAUGAUGUUGCAAAUGAUGUGGAGCAACUUAACUUGGAAUCCGAUGAGCCUGUCAAGCCCAAGGCUAAGACGAAAGAUAAGAAGAAAAAGAAGGUCGAUGAUUUAGAUGAUAUGGGGGACGAGUUUGAUGAGUUUAAUCUGGAUACUCCAAAAGUCUCUAAAGCAACUAAAGCGAAAUCUAGUAAUAAGAAACCAAAGGCUAGUUUUGCCCUACUAGAGGUCGAAGAUGACAACGAUGAUGAUGAAGAACAGCCUCCUGAGAGUAAUGAUGAAUCGGAAAAAGCUGAGAGUAUUGAAAGGUCUAAACCACAGCAGCAGAAGGCUCAUGAGCCUCAAGGGAAAAAGGGAAAGAAAGGUAGGAAAAAACGGAAUGACAGUGAUGAGGAUAUAGAGAAGGUAUUAGCUGAACUAGAGAUGGAAUACUCUGGUCAAAAGAUAGAAAUUAAGGAGGAACCAAACGAGGCAGAAGACGAUGGAGAAAAGAAAAAGAAAAAGAAGGGCAAGGAAAAGGAGAAAGUCGAACCAAAGGAAGGUGAUGAGGAUGAAGCAGAGCAAGAAGGUAGCACUGUAAAAACAGCAGCACAAAAGAAGAAAGAGAAAAAGGAACGCGAGAAGCAGAAAAAAUUAGCUCAAAAGAAAGCGGAGGUUUCCAAGAAUGAUAAAGAAGGUGAACCACCCAAGGAACCACCAGCCCAGAAACCUGUAGAGAAAUUAGUGGAACCCGUAGCAACCGCAGACAAAGCGGCGAACGGUGAGCUCGAUGCUGAAGAUGGUGAAGGCAAAGAUGACAAGAAGAAGAAGAAAAAGGGCGCUAAAGAGGAUAUUAAAGAAAAAGGAAAAGGACCAGGAAAGAAGACAAUAGCGGCGAUGCAAGAGGCCUUGAAAAAGCUUAAGGAGGAUGAAGAGCGUUUGAAGCGCGAAGAAGAAGAACGUAUCCGGCAAGAGGAAUUGCGUGAGAAGGCGCGACUAGAGCAACUUCAACUGGAACAGGAAAGAAAGGAAAGGAAGAAGUUGAAAGAGAAGCAGAGAAAGGAGAGAUUGAAAGCAGAAGGAAAACUUCUGACCACAAAACAGAAACAAGAUCGUGCGAGGGCGCAGGCGAUGAUUGAUGCCCUAAAAGCUCAAGGAAUGGAACUUCCCGACGUAGGUGAGAAGAAGCCUCGUCCAGGAACACGAGUUAGACCUAAUAAGGUGAAGCAGCAAAUCAGUACAGAGGAAAGAGAUGAGAAAAAGUCUGAGGGAGACUCGAAACAAGGUGACCAAGUUCACGUGGAAAUCGUUGAUCAGCAAUCGAAGGAAGAGGAAAGAAAGAAGGAAGAGGAAGUUAAGGAUUCCUGGGAUGCGGAAUCCAGCGAUGAAGAACCAGACGAAGACAAGUCUGACGAGGCUUCCAAGAAAUCUCAAGCAGUCCAGAAACAGGGGCAAACUGUCAAGGAGGAAUCCUCAGAAAGUGAGUCAGAGACUGAGAGCGGAAGCGAAUCCGAGAGCGAAGAGGAAAGCGACGAGGAGGAGAGUAGCAUCGAGGACAAAAUGACGGACGCGGAGCGUAAAAAGGAACGUGCUCGAAACAGGAUACAAAAUAGGAGAGUAGAGGCAGAGAAAAAGAAAUCUCUGGAUAACCUUCGUGCGGCUGUCGUCUGCGUUCUAGGGCACGUAGAUACUGGAAAGACGAAGAUCUUAGACAAACUCAGAAGGACUAACGUCCAGGAUGGUGAAGCUGGUGGAAUAACGCAACAGAUCGGUGCCACCAAUGUACCCAUUGAAGCUAUUCAUGAAUCUACGAGGCAUGUGAAAGGAUUUGCUGACAAAAAGCUGAAGCUUCCCGGUCUCCUGAUCAUCGAUACACCUGGCCACGAGUCCUUUAGCAAUCUCAGGAACAGAGGAUCCUCCCUCUGUGACAUAGCCGUACUCGUGGUAGACAUAAUGCAUGGUCUGGAACCUCAAACUAUCGAGAGUAUCAAUUUAUUAAAAGCUAAGAAGUGUCCAUUCGUCGUCGCCCUGAAUAAGAUCGACAGGCUCUACGACUGGCAGACCAUGAACCGUAAGGACGUCCAGGACAUAGUAAAGAACCAGGCAUUAAACACUCAGAGGGAAUUCGAGAAACGUGCCAAGGAUGUUAUCGUACAAUUUGCGGAGCAAAGUCUAAAUGCUGCGCUGUUCUACGAGAACCCAGAUCCUAGGAGUUACGUGUCUCUAGUGCCAACCAGUGCGAUCACGGGGGAGGGUAUGGGUAACCUCCUCGCCCUGAUCGUAGACGCUUGUCAGGGUCCACUGGCCAAGAGACUUAUGUACAGCGAGGAACUCCAGGCGACGGUCCUAGAAGUGAAAGCCCUAGCUGGUUUGGGUACAACAAUAGACUGUAUUCUAGUCAAUGGUACCCUGAGAGAAGGUGACACGAUGAUCGUCGCCGGUACCGAUGGUCCCAUAGUAACUCAAAUUCGCUCCUUGUUAAUGCCUCAACCUCUCAAGGAAUUACGGGUAAAGAAUGCUUACAUUGAGCAUAGAGAAGUAAAGGCAGCCCAGGGUGUGAAGAUAGCAGCAAAGGACCUGGAGAAGGCCAUCGCGGGACUGAAUCUUCUAGUGGCACAGAAGCCUGACGAGGUGGAGUUGCUGAAGGAGGAAAUAGCCCGUGAACUUACGAGCACCCUGGGCAAUAUAAAGCUAACUGAACGCGGUGUCUUUGUACAAGCAUCGACUCUGGGUGCCCUGGAGGCUUUACUCGACUUCCUCAGGAGCAGCAAGAUUCCGUACGCCGGCAUUCGAAUCGGUCCGGUCGUCAAGAAGGACGUUAUGAAGGCCUCCAUCAUGCUGGAACACGACAGCCAGUACGCCACCAUAUUGGCUUUCGACGUGAAGAUCGAACGUGACGCCCAGGAACUUGCCGACUCCCUCGGCGUCAAGAUAUUCCAGGCCGACAUCAUUUACCAUCUAUUCGACAAGUUCACUGCCUACCGGGAGGAACUGAAGAAACGUAAACGCGACGAGCAUAAACAUAUCGCCGUCUUCCCUUGCAAACUUCGUGUUUUGCCCCAGUACAUAUUCAACUCGAGGGAUCCAAUAGUCAUGGGUGUCAUGGUGGAGGCUGGUAUCGUCAAGGAAGGAACACCAGUCUGCGUGCCCAGCAAGGACUUCGUCGAUCUCGGUAUCGUCACCAGCAUAGAGUACAAUCACAAGUCCGUGGAGACGGCCAGGAAGGGACAGGAAGUCUGUAUAAAGAUCGAGCCGGUACCCGGCGAGGCGCCGAAGAUGUUUGGCAGACAUUUCGACGAGAAGGACAUGAUUGUCAGUAAGAUCAGCAGACAGAGCAUAGACGCCUGCAAGGAAUAUUUCAGGGACGAUCUCGUGAAGACCGACUGGCAGCUAAUGGUGGAACUGAAGAAGCUCUUCCAGAUCCUUUAAAGGAAUACGAAGGUCGGCCAUACUGCAGAGGAGGCGUCGUGACGGAAGAGAGGCGGCCAUCUUCCACGUGGUGGUUUUUUUUCAUUCUGGGAUUGGCGCGCAUGCGCGGCGUAAUGCGUUUCUAUGGAAAAUAUUCGAAGGACGGGAUGGACACGGAGGAAGAGAGAAACGAAGAAGACUAUUCUACGAAUGAAUUACUUGGGAUCUAUUUCGUAUAGAUAUGAUUAAUUAAGAGGGAGUAGAGAGCGUGGGGGGGGGGAGGAUUUAAACGUGCUUAAUUAAGGACAUUCGAUACUGUCGUACGUAUCAUUCAAUUAAUGUUUGAUAUAAAAACUAUCGUUUAGCCAUUUAUAAUAAUUGCGUUGAGUCCUUUGGUCAAAUUAUAAAAAACAAAAAGAAAAAUGUAAAUCGAAGGCAGAACUUAAAUUCUUUGGAAUUAUUGCGAAUGGUCUAUUUGAUAAUGAGGGCAGGGGCGUUUCAGUGCGAUAAAACGGGUAGCGAUUCUUUAUUUAAAAAAAGAAAAAACUUGUAAUUCACCUCGAUUCUCGACACUCGUCGUAUAUACGUACAAUACUUAGUUCUUGUUCUUCCUUUAAUUUUACUUCUCUCUCUCUCUCUCUCUCUCCCUCGAAAGAGAGAGAACGUUUUGUUAAUAGGAUAUAUACUAGGUAGCUGCAAGUCCCGUAUGACCCGCGGCCGAGCUAUGUUGAACAUAGUAUAGGCGGACGUUUUAUUGAAAGUAUAGCUUUGCCGCGUGACCUCACAUCCGGUCUGGUCUUCUCAAUCGAUUGUACCAGACGUACGCGCGCGGAUCAAUAAAUAAUUAUACAUAUUAUACAUAAUAUUAUUCAUACAAUUAUACACGCAUACUGACGUUGAUUAAUGGGAGUGGGAUAAUUGGAGUGAGAGGGAUAGAAAGUGCGAGG
Molecule: messenger RNA, 4679 nt
Organism: Cephus cinctus (wheat stem sawfly)
Lineage: Eukaryota; Metazoa; Arthropoda; Insecta; Hymenoptera; Cephidae
Gene: eIF5B
Product: eukaryotic translation initiation factor 5B
Exons: 13
Coding region: 211-3753 (1180 amino acids)
Molecular function (GO): translation initiation factor activity; GTP binding; GTPase activity
Source: RefSeq, a predicted model, not a curated record